AUGACCGCUGAGAAAAACAAUAGCGACUCCCAAUCUUCCUCACAUUCAUCAUCUGCGACUGUUUUCCUCUCGUUUUCCUCCCAAUCUAUUUUUGGCCACACUCCAAAUCGACCAUCCUCUCCGCUUGCCUACUCUUCGGGGUUUGGCAGAGGCUGUUCUGGCGGCGUCUUAUCGUCUCCUCCACUAGAUACUACCUACAGAUCUGGUAGAGAUCUGGUUGGGUUCCGUUUGCUCCAAACCGGUGUUCAUUUUCCGGCUCCGGCUUCUCUUAGGCUGCUUAACAUUGAUGGUUGGGCCUUGUUAGUCUUUCAUGCUUAUGGUAUUUUUAUUUCUAAAGAAUUGGGUGGUCUUAGCAUCGAAACUUUAAUUACUGAGGAAGAGAUUUGUGUCCACAAGAGAUCCUCCGACGUCGACGCAUCAAUUAGUCUCCGAAUGGACAUUCCACCUUCAUUCAAUAAUCCUCCGCUCCCGACGACACAAGUGCAGGAGAAGCUGCGCGGUUCCAUCUCCGAAUGUUCCGGUCGAUUCCGACGAGUACAGUGA
Molecule: messenger RNA, 543 nt
Organism: Microthlaspi erraticum
Lineage: Eukaryota; Viridiplantae; Streptophyta; Magnoliopsida; Brassicales; Brassicaceae
Source: the annotation of a GenBank genome assembly